AGUAAGCAGCAGUCAGUCAGAGUUUGAUCAGCGAUGGGCGGCGGAGGACAGCAGACAGACCGGAUCGCCGAUACCAAUGGGAGGUUCGGCACGUACACCUGGGAGGAGGUGCAGAAACACACUAAGUCUGGAGAUCAGUGGAUCGUGGUGGAAAGGAAGGUUUAUAAUGUGAGCCAGUGGGUGAAGAGACACCCCGGAGGACUGAGGAUCAUCGGACACUAUGCUGGAGAAGAUGCCACGGACGCAUUUAAUGCGUUUCAUCCAAACCUUCAGCUCGUGAGGAAAUACAUGAAGCCGCUGUUAAUUGGGGAGCUUGAGGCGUCUGAGCCCAGUCAAGACCGGCAGAAAAACGGGGCACUUGUGGAGGAUUUCCGAGCCCUUCGUGAGCGUCUGGAGGCUGAGGGGUGUUUCAAAACCCAGCCCCUGUUUUUCAUCCUGCAUCUGGGUCACAUCCUGCUCCUGGAGGCUAUCGCCCUGAUGAUGGUGUGGUACUUUGGAACUGGCUGGAUCAACACUGCCAUCGUGGCUGUUAUACUGGCUACCGCACAGUCGCAGGCUGGAUGGUUGCAGCAUGACUUCGGUCAUCUGUCCGUGUUUAAAAACUCACGAUGGGAUCACUUAUUGCACAAAUUUGUCAUCGGAUACCUGAAGGGAGCAUCUGCGUGCUGGUGGAACCAUCGCCACUUCCAGCAUCACGCUAAACCCAACAUUUUAAAAAAGGACCCAGACGUCAACUUGCUCAAUGCGUUUGUAGUGGGAAAAGUGCAGCCUGUGGAGUACGGCAUUAAAAAGAUCAAGAAUCUGCCUUACAACCAUCAGCACAAGUACUUCUUCUUCAUUGGACCUCCGCUGCUCAUUCCGGUGUAUUUCCAGUUCCAGAUCUUUCACAAUAUGAUCGCACAUGGUCUUUGGGUGGACCUUGUGUGGUGUAUAAGUUACUACGUUCGCUACUUCCUGUGUUACACGCAGUUCUACGGUGUGCUUUGGGCGGUGCUUCUGUUUAAUAUCGUGAGGUUCAUGGAGAGUCACUGGUUUGUGUGGGUGACCCAGAUGAGCCACAUCCCCAUGGACAUCGACUACGAGAAACACCAAGACUGGCUUAGCAUGCAGCUGGUUGCAACCUGUAACAUCGAGCAAUCCUACUUCAACGACUGGUUCAGCGGACACCUCAACUUUCAGAUCGAGCACCAUCUCUUUCCCAUGAUGCCUCGGCACAAUUACUGGCGCGCCGCUCCACGCGUGCGAGCAUUGUGUGACAAAUACGGAGUCAAGUACCAAGAGAAGAGCUUGUAUGAGGCCUUUGCGGACAUCGUCAGGUAUGAUGCACACCUGAAAUCUCUUGCUCCGAAAUAUUCCUAUGUAACAACACUGACAAACAAUUUCAUCAUCUGUUGUGGUUGGGGUCAAUUUGGCCCAGACUCGGUUUUCAGACAGCUUGAAAUACAGGUUAACCUGUUUACUUUUUCGUAAAAUUUGGUGAAUACU
Sinocyclocheilus grahami is the source of this 1485-nucleotide messenger RNA. Its product is annotated as fatty acid desaturase 2-like. Lineage: Eukaryota; Metazoa; Chordata; Actinopteri; Cypriniformes; Cyprinidae. The transcript has 11 exons. The record is from RefSeq and is a predicted model, not a curated record. Gene Ontology annotation, cellular component: membrane. Bases 34 to 1470 code for a protein of 478 amino acids. Gene Ontology annotation, biological process: lipid metabolic process. Gene Ontology annotation, molecular function: oxidoreductase activity, acting on paired donors, with oxidation of a pair of donors resulting in the reduction of molecular oxygen to two molecules of water.